CGAUGAGUUGUUUGUGUGUGUGAUCGCAAUGUGUGAUUUCAGGUCUAUUUAACCAAACUUCCUCCGAACGUCAAAUUUGGACAGUGUCGCUUGGAUUAUACGUUUUUUUUUUCAUGUUAAACACGAGUCGAUAGCCUUGUUUUCAAUAAAAUAAGUAUUUUUCUAUAGUUAAAAGCUUAAUCUGUGUCCUAGUGUUCGACAAAAUGUCCGGAAAAAAAGGUCGAAAGUGUUCCAUAGCACAUUGUAACAGCUUUCAACAUACGCAUAAAAGUUUGAGUUUUUUUCGUUUUCCCAAAGACCCUGAGAGAUGCAAGGCAUGGAUUGCAGUCAGUGGUCGGCCAGAACUUGCAGAUAAACUCAAUGUUUAUGAAGACCGAGUAUGUGAAAAGCAUUUCGAGCCGAAUAUGUUUUUAAAUGAUUACAGAAACCGGUUACAAAACACCGCAGUUCCGGUUCUUUGUUUAGAUGCACCACCCCCUCCACCACCGCGAGUACCUCGACCACCGAAUCAGUUGAAAAUUGUAGGCAAACAUUUAAUGCUGAAGAAUAGUUUUGAACAGCCGUCCUUGAAACGAAUGAAAAUGGACAAUGUUGAAGACGACUUACUGGAGAUAAUGAAACCGCCAGUUGCUGCAGAACGAGGUGAACGUAAAAAGUAUUGCAUUGCUCCGCAAAAAACCUAUUUAGAUGCAUGCGAAGAAAUGAGAAAAACGGGCAUCUCCUUCCGAAAGGCAGCCGAAAAAUACAACGUAAAUUACGUUACACUCCGACGAUUUUGCAGUCGCCUUAACAAAAGUAUCAAUGGAAUGAGUUCAAUGCAGCAACAAGCAAACCAAAUGCAACCCGAUGUUACCAUACAACCUAUCAAUAAUCAAUCCCAACUAAAACGUUCCCCCACGUCGCUGAUUUCACCACAAAUAUCGUCACAAAUUGCAUCGCAAAUUCAUGCACAAAUUCAGUCUCAAAUUCAAUCUCAAAUUAAAAUGCAGAUUCAGGCACCGUCACUUCCCAUUAAAGUAUCACGACCAAAAAUUCCGCAAAUCCCAACCAUAAUGCCAAAUCAAACAAGUGCGGCCGCAUCGAUUACAACAAAUGUGAACAAUUCCGCCGGUUAUAAACGUCCACGACAAAUUUUUUCUGUCGAACAGGAAGAAGAACUAGCCGUGUUCGUUCGCGACGCAUCCAAUUAUUACAAUGGCAUGUCAUCGAAAGAUGUCCGUAUUUUGGCCUUUGUUUAUGGUGUAUGUAAUCAGGUGGAUUUACCGGUGGGUUGGCGAGAAAGCCACCAGGCCUCAUUCGAUUGGUGUUUGGGUUUCAUUAAACGUAAUAAGUUAACUCCAAUGAUGACAUCGAGUCAUCAAUUUAGAAACACUGGAAACAUAAACGGCGUGUCAGGUAAAGAUAAGGUUUUAAAUGAAGAAAAACCAUUGAAUGCCGAUGAUAUUCCUAAAGCGGAGAUAUGCUGAAUGAACAAAUCCACUGUUUGAAAUUAUUUUUUCUUUUGCUUUUGGGUUUUCUAACUUUAAUUUUUAUUAUUCGGCAGUGGCUAUAUGACACAAAAGACUGGAAAGUGUGUCUUUUUUUAAUCAAAUGUAACGUGAAAUUUAAAUUAGUUUAUAGUGUUUAAGAUUUAGCAUUAGAUAUCAUUUCAGUUUUUAUCAUUUUAAAUAAAAAAUUUGUUUUAAAGUAAAUAACUAAUUCGAUCCAAAAA
Molecule: messenger RNA, 1711 nt
Organism: Bradysia coprophila
Lineage: Eukaryota; Metazoa; Arthropoda; Insecta; Diptera; Sciaridae
Molecular function (GO): sequence-specific DNA binding
Source: RefSeq, a predicted model, not a curated record